This is a messenger RNA of Talaromyces proteolyticus, 4005 nucleotides long. RefSeq names its product WD repeat protein. The coding region runs from base 372 to 3617 and encodes 1081 amino acids. The record is from RefSeq and is a predicted model, not a curated record. Gene Ontology annotation, biological process: mitotic spindle organization; regulation of mitotic cell cycle. The transcript has 4 exons. Gene Ontology annotation, molecular function: protein binding. NCBI's taxonomy places the organism in Eukaryota, Fungi, Ascomycota, Eurotiomycetes, Eurotiales, Trichocomaceae. Gene Ontology annotation, cellular component: mitotic spindle.
CAAGCAGCAAUCACAAUUAUAACGACUGUUUGCUGAUGCUUUCACACUCACCGCCACAGCUGCAGCUGAAUUCCAUUCCUUACCUCGUGCAACACCACUCCACUCCCUUACAUAUUCCCUUUCUCCGACGAAUCUUCCGCCAUUCACUCUUGCGCCUGGUCACGCCGACCGUUAUACCCCCUCCUUUUCGUCGUUCAUCCGUAAAAUCGCCUCAACAACCCAUCGAAACUGGAUCAGCCUAGAAUACCAUGUAUAUGGACGUCAAAAAACCAGUCCGAUUCUUGCUGUUGAAUUGAUUGCCUGACCAAUGACUCUACAUGACCACCCUGUCCAGGCCAUCGACCUAGCACCGACAUAUUCACAUCGGUGGGAUGGCUAAUAACUCGUGGAGCGCAAAGGGCAAAAUACCGGGAUCUGGGGCAUCUCUGAAAAUAACACCCGCCAAUUCUCCCAUAUUGAGACCGGGUACACGAUCGCCUAACAAACCUUCGCCUCACCAGUCUACCCUGACUUUACAGACCGUCAUCGGAACUACCACCGCUACCCCAAAUGGCUUCUCUUCUCAUGAACCGAGUAGGACAUUUGCCUUGUGUGUAGGUUCUGCGGCGAUACUUGCGCAGGUCGAGGAAGAUGGGAUAGUUAGCCAGCGCUUUUUUCGCGCGCGCCCAACAGCCCUCCCGAUAAACCCGGUGGUGUCGUUUUACAACCAACCCACAAGCCCUGUGACACCAGAUAACCGAUAUAGAUCAAUUGCAAGUAGAGCUGGAGCUGCAGGCGGCUUCACUCCUACUGGCGAUUGGACGGACGGUAGUACCUCACGAACAUGGACAUCGAGGGAGAGAAUCAAGGCGGUGACCAGCGUUGCCAUAAGUCCGAAUGGGAGAUUUCUAGCCGUUGGAGAGACCGGAUAUAAUCCCCGCGUGCUCAUCUUUUCUGCGGCGGCUGACGCAUCCCGCGACAUUCCCCUAACAAUUUUGACGGAGCAUUCCUUCGGCGUACGCAGUCUUGCAUUUAGUUCGGAUUCACAAUACCUAGCGACACUUGGUGACAUGAAUGAUGGGUUUCUAUUUGUCUGGGCUGUCAAUUUGCGAAGUGGCGCUGCCAAACUUCAUUCUGUUAAUAAAUGCACAUCUUUCAUUCGUGAUAUGUGCUGGAUGGGCCAGACGUUGAUCACGGCAGGAAUACGCCAUGUCAAAGUCUGGAGGCUUGAUGCACGGCCGGGAUCGCCAUCCAAGUUACGGCCUAGUGCAGAACCAUAUGUCAACUCACCUAGCACUUCUCCGAAAGCAUUAGCGGGAAGGAACUGUCUUUUAGGCCCCCUUGGCGAACACACCUUCACCUGCAUUGCCAGUGUAUCUGAUUGUGAGGCUGUACUAUGCACUGAUAGCGGCGCGGUCUGUUUCCUGGACGACACCGAAGACGCUCAAAGGCUCUCAGUGGUUCAAUACGUCCCAUUUGGACUCACAUCGGUGACUUGUGAUUCUGAGACUGGUGUAGUCUGGCUUGCUGGCCGGGGAAGGAAGAUAUUCAAGCUGGACUUGGGUUACAUCCGUGAAUCAACGAAAACCAGGUCACCGACUCCAAGUACGACCAAUGAAGUCAACAGCCCCAAAGGCAAAACUCCCACACUUAUUUCUAUGGCGUAUCUGUCUACCCAUAUCGUUACAGUAGACUCGACACGAGCUAUCCAUGUAUGCCCUGUGGAGACAUUUGGAAGCGAAGACGAGGACAGCCUAAAGCAGAGCCUAAUGCCAGCUCAUCGGGAGCCAAUCUUGGGAGUUCGGCCUUUGAAAGAUCCGAACCCUUAUAAAGCUGACUUUUUCACUUGGUCUUGUGAGGGAAGCGUGAACUUCUGGAAUGUUGAGGGGAAAUGUCAGGCUUCGAACAAAGUUGAAAUCGAACAGCUAUCUACAGGGGAAGAUGAGGCAGCAAACGAACUCAAAGUUUUACGAGUUACGGAAGACUUCAACGCAUUUGUAUCAGGUGACCGCUACGGAGUGCUGAGAAUACUGGCUACGAAUCCGUGGAGGUGCAUCAAUGAAGUACGAGCCCACGGCUCCGAAGUCACCGAUAUUGUGGUCCAGUCUGUUUCUGGUCUUUGUCUGAUCGCUAGCUCCGGGCGAGAUCGCAUGGUGCAACUUUUCAAGAAAACAGAGCAGACUUUUGAGCUCAUCCAAACGAUGGAUGAUCAUGUAGGCGCAGUUGGGGGUUUACUCUUUAUGAAUGACGGCGAGCGAUUACUCUCGUGCUCUGCUGAUCGUACCGUGAUUGUUCGUGAAAAGGCUAGUCGAGGGGCUGAUGGGUCGACGACGAUUGCGUAUUUAAUGUCUAAAGUUAUUACGCUGAAAGUAUCACCGAUCUCAAUGACUCUUGCUCCUGAUGACCCUGACACGCUUGUCCUUUCCACUAUUGACCGUCACAUACAACGGUUCGAUGUUUCGUUAGGCCGACAUAUCCAUUCGUUCAAAGCUUCUGACCCUGAUGCAAUCGACGCCGUCGUGAUGGGCUCAUUGACAGUAGCCAGCGAAAUCCCGGCCCAAAGUCCACGUCUUUUAGUCGGUGUCUCAACUACAGACAAAUCCAUCAGAGUCUACGACUUUGAACGCGACACAUUAUUGACAAAGGAAUUCGGACAUUCUGAGGGCGUCAGUGAUGUAAUAAUACUAGAGGGCAAAAAGAGGGACUCGACAAAUGAGAUCUGCCGCACGCUAGUCAGCACUGGCUUGGAUGGGGUUAUCAUGAUUUGGAGUCUCUCGGUUCAACAGCAGCAGGUCCAAGAGCUUUCACAAGUCAAUAUCCGCGAGGAAGAGGAGACGCCUGUGAAAGAACUAACUGCAGCAAAACCGCCUCUUCGCCGUAUUCUGUCUCGAUCCGAGCUGGCUGGAUUCCGACAGGAUAGUCCAUUGGGAACACCAACACCAAUUCGGGAGUCAUCGCCACCUCGAAUACGCAAAAAAACCUCCCGAUACUCUCUCGCCCCGCCGAUACCCAAGAACGGCAGCCUACGUGGCGAUUCACCACCACCUCUACCUAACCUUCGUCGUUCCCCCAUGCCAUCAUUCGACCCCAGACGAUCCCCAUCUCCACCUAGCCCCAAAACCAAGCUUUCAAACGGGGUGGGCCAUCGAUCAAGCAUGACCAACCUCCGCCGCCCAUCCAUCGAUUUCCGCUCCUCAUCACUACGAACAAAAUCCACCGGACCCAGUGAAUUCGGCAGCCUGAACAUGUCCACCGAACAAGCCUGUCGCACUUUACGGGCAUAUCGGAAAAAACUCCAGGGGGCAGGUGAAAAUCCGCGAUGUGCGAAGGAACUCGAACGCGAACUUCAACUCACAAUCCACGCGCUUAAUGAGCGAGCGAAGCGGAACAGCUCAAGUCCGGAUACCGAGAAUGACAGUAGUGAAAAGGAGAAUCAUAAUACCAGUAAUCACAACCACAACAACAGCGCCAACAGCAAUAACAAUAUGCUGAAUAUGGAAAAACGACCUGUCGCCGGCACUACGCCUAAUAAAACCCCAAGACUUGCCAGACGCGUCCCGUCGACGCCACUGCUGUCAAGAACAGGGCCGAGUAAAGCCUCCCGAAGCCGUUCGUGGGAUGCUGAUGGAGAGGGCUGAUACGACGAUUACAUUCUUUCCUCAUUCAAACAUUCUUCCGGUCAUUCAUUCAUUCAUUUCUCUUCUGGGUUCCCUAGUAUUUUUUCUACUAUCGGCUUUCUGUUCACAUAUGACAAGCGGCAACGCAUUAUUUGGCGGGUUGCUCCUUGGUUGUUUGUAUGGGUAUUAUUAACGCGUUCAGGAUUAUUCCAUCAUACGUUGACCAUAUUAUUGAUGCUAUGACGUUGUUUCUUCCCAAUUUUCGUGCCGUCUUUUUCAUUUUGUGGGAUUUGUCUUAUUCGUUUCUUUUCCACCACUUUUUAUUAUUAUCCCUUUUAUAUAGACUAGUUCGAAGAUACCCAGUCCCGCUACUCUGGAUGAGUUGGGAUAUUAUAUUCUAUCAUUUCUU